AUGACAAUGGAUAUCCAAACGAAUCAAGUAAAUAAAUUAUCGCCUUCUAUCAAAGGCAACACUACCAUCGAUGCUCCUCCAAAGGCAAAAGUCAAGCGUUCAUUUGACGUCGCGUUCUUGAUGUUGUCUGACGACAAGAAAACCCGUCGGGAAAAGCAGUUUCGUGGGAUGGAGGAUACUCAAGUGCGUCCGACCGAGCUCACUGUACGUUCUGAUCUCACAGUUAGACCACUUCCGCCAACGGAGUUAUUAGAAGAACCUAAAAUCACCAACAACAAUAUCUCGCCAUCGAAGGUAGCAAGUGCUUACGAGGAUCACAUUGACGUCUCCGAUGACGUUCCCUCGUCUUUUGUGCGUCUCACGAAAAUUUAUGACGACCCCAUGUUGUCCGAGCCACCACGCAGUGCAUUUUCCAAAGUGCAUCACGGAACGCCAAAUCAUUCUCCGGUGCCACCAAUGUCUCCCGAGCAGUUGAGUUGCCCAUCUGCCAGUCCUCCGUCAAGUCCCUUGCAUGCCUCAUACUACCCCUUUAUCAAUGGAUCCGCUUUUCAAGCAAUUAAUCAGUCGCACACGGGCGAAAUAAAUAAAUUGAAACAACUCAUGUAUCACCAACAAGUGCAACAGCAACGACGCUCGCCACCGCAAAACACCCCCUCGCCAGACAUCCAAACACCGCCAACAACCCCAAACAUUCAAGCCACCUACAUGGGUCGUUCGCCGCCACCGCCAUACCCCUUUGCCGCCACAGCAUCACCUUUUCUCGCACAUCCACCGAAUCCAGCGACAAUUUUGUCAGCUCUCCUGCCCACAGCUAUCAGUCCUUUCCAAUUGACGGCACAAAAUGUCUGUGCCAAAUGCAACAUCAGUUUUCGCAUGACCAGCGAUUUGGUUUAUCACAUGCGAUCACACCACAAAAGUGAAUAUGCCCACGAUCCGAAUCGCAGAAAGCGGGAGGAGAAGCUAAAGUGCAGUGUUUGCUCGGAAUCUUUCCGGGAACGUCAUCACUUGACGCGACACAUGACGGCACAUCAGGACAAGGAAGGCGAUUUGCUGGACGGAACGGCGUUGUUGGAGUUCCAAGCACGAAAGAAGCGCAACAACAUGCAACAUUGA
Messenger RNA from Culicoides brevitarsis, 1113 nucleotides. Its product is annotated as zinc finger protein 341. The record is from RefSeq and is a predicted model, not a curated record. NCBI's taxonomy places the organism in Eukaryota, Metazoa, Arthropoda, Insecta, Diptera, Ceratopogonidae. Gene Ontology annotation, biological process: regulation of DNA-templated transcription. Bases 1 to 1113 code for a protein of 370 amino acids. Gene Ontology annotation, cellular component: nucleus. The transcript has a single exon.